Molecule: messenger RNA, 1302 nt
Organism: Apodemus sylvaticus (European woodmouse)
Lineage: Eukaryota; Metazoa; Chordata; Mammalia; Rodentia; Muridae
Product: pyroglutamylated RF-amide peptide receptor
Exons: 6
Coding region: 1-1302 (433 amino acids)
Biological process (GO): G protein-coupled receptor signaling pathway
Cellular component (GO): membrane
Molecular function (GO): neuropeptide Y receptor activity
Source: RefSeq, a predicted model, not a curated record
AUGCAGGCGCUCAACAUCACCGCGGAGCAGUUCUCCCGGCUGCUGAGUGCGCACAACCUGACUCGGGAGCAGUUCAUUCAUCGCUACGGGCUGCGACCGCUGGUCUACACUCCGGAGCUCCCCGCGCGCGCUAAACUGGCCUUUGCGCUGGCAGGAGCUCUAAUUUUUGCCUUGGCGCUCUUUGGCAACUCUCUGGUCAUCUAUGUGGUGAGCCGCAGCAAGGCCAUGCGCACCGUCACCAACAUCUUCAUCUGCUCUCUGGCACUCAGUGAUCUGCUUAUUGCUUUCUUCUGCAUCCCCGUCACGAUGCUCCAGAACAUCUCCGACAAGUGGCUGGGUGGUGCCUUCAUCUGCAAGAUGGUGCCAUUCGUCCAGUCCACUGCCGUUGUGACGGAAAUCCUCACCAUGACUUGCAUUGCUGUUGAGAGGCACCAAGGACUUGUCCAUCCUUUUAAAAUGAAGUGGCAGUACACCACUCGAAGGGCUUUCACAAUCUUGGGUGUGGUCUGGUUGGCGGCCAUCAUCGUAGGAUCACCCAUGUGGCACGUGCAGCGUCUUGAGAUUAAGUAUGACUUCCUAUAUGAAAAAGAACAUGUCUGCUGCUUGGAAGAAUGGGCCAGCCCCGUGCACCAGAGAAUCUACACCACCUUCAUCCUCGUCAUCCUCUUCCUCCUACCUCUUGUGGUGAUGCUUGUCCUCUACAGCAAGAUUGGCUACGAACUGUGGAUCAAGAAGAGAGUCGGAGACGGUUCAGCGCUUCAAACUAUCCACGGGACAGAGAUGUCCAAAAUAGCCAGGAAGAAGAAGCGGGCUGUCGUUAUGAUGGUGACAGUGGUGGCUCUCUUCGCGGCGUGCUGGGCACCUUUCCACGUCGUUCACAUGAUGGUUGAGUACAGCAAUUUUGAGAAAGAAUAUGAUGAUGUCACAAUCAAGAUGGUUUUUGCUGUCGCACAAACAAUCGGCUUUUUCAACUCCAUCUGUAAUCCCUUUGUGUAUGCGUUUAUGAAUGAAAACUUCAAAAAGAAUUUUUUGUCUGCGGUUUGCUAUUGCAUAGUAAAAGAAACCUUCUCCUCAGCACGGAAGCCUGGAAACUCUGGAAUUUCUAUGAUGCAGAAGAGAGCAAGGUUGUUGCGACCACAGCAUCCAGUGGAGGAAACCAAAGGAGACGCGUUCAGCGAUGCCAACAUUGAUGUCAAACUGUGUAAGCCCCUGGGGGAGAAGAGGCAGCCCAGGCGACAGCUUGCCUUCUUUAGUUCUGAACUUUCUGAAAACUCUACUUUGGGCAGUGGACAUGAAUUGUAA